UUUCCUAAACCAAAUUCCCCAGAUCCUAGAAAUCCAGCCCUUCUGCCCUCCGGAGGCGCCUUUCCCAACGUAAAGUACAAUUUUAAAUUUCAGCUCCUGACUAAAAUCAUGAUCCGCAGUCAACUGCUAGAGAAUCUGGGCACCCCGGUGCCUCUGGAGCGUGCAGCGGGUGUGGGCAAGGGCAGGGGGAGUGGGCGAAGCUGCUGGUUGGUGCCUGAAAUCUGUGCGUUGCCCCUUUAAUUGUGUCCCCAGCCCUCGGGCGUUUCUGUCCAACGCCCACGUCAGCAAAUACCUUUUGUUUCUCUCACGUUGGGGCUACUUGUUUUAGGGCGCAAAGGAACGGCCUCGAAAGGGGGUCCUUCCCCAGCCGAGAACCAAGAAUCUUCCCCCGGCCCGCGCGCGCGACCGGCCGGUGCGCCGCGGCCCGCGGACAAUCCUGCAAACACAGACUGUUUGACUUAGAAUCUUCUCUUUUUUACUCCAUUCAAGAGCAGCAUUCAUAAAUUUCCAGAAUGGAGAUCUCCUCUCAUCAGUCUCACCUCCUGCAGCAACUGAACGAGCAGCGCAGGCAAGAUGUAUUUUGUGACUGCAGUAUUCUAGUUGAAGGGAAGGUCUUCAAAGCACAUCGAAAUGUAUUAUUUGCUAGUAGCGGCUACUUUAAAAUGCUUCUUUCUCAGAAUUCAAAAGAGACAAGUCAGCCAACCACAGCUACAUUUCAGGCUUUCUCCCCUGACACUUUUACAGUUAUCUUGGACUUCGUAUAUUCUGGCAAACUGUCUCUUACUGGUCAGAAUGUCAUAGAAGUAAUGUCGGCUGCUAGCUUCCUUCAGAUGACUGAUGUCAUAAGUGUAUGUAAGACUUUUAUUAAAUCUUCCUUAGACAUUAGUGAGAAAGAAAAAGAUCGCUAUUUCAGUCUCUCAGAUAAAGAUGCCAAUUCUAAUGGUGUAGAACGUUCCUCUUUUUAUAGUGGUGGCUGGCAAGAAGGAAGCAGUUCUCCACGUUCUCACCUAAGCCCAGAGCAAGGAGCAGGUAUAAUAAGUGGAAAAUCUUGGAAUAAGUAUAAUUAUCAUCCAGCCUCCCAGAAGAAUACUCAACAACCCUUGGCCAAGCGUGAACCAAGGAAAGAGUCCAUUAAAAAGACCAAACAUUUGAGAAUGUCACAGCCUUCUGAAGUUACUCAUUAUAAGUCAAGCAAACGAGAAGCACGAACAUCUGAUUCUUCCAGCCAUGUUUCCCAGUCUGAAGAACAAGCACAGAUUGAUGCUGAAAUGGACUCUCCUCCUGUUGGCUAUCAGUACGGUCAAGGAUCUGAUGUCACAUCCAAAAGUUUUCCAGAUGAUCUGCCCCGGAUGCGAUUCAAGUGCCCGUACUGCCCACAUGUGGUGAAGCGGAAGGCAGACCUAAAGCGCCACCUUCGCUGUCAUACAGGAGAAAAGCCCUAUCCAUGUCAAGCCUGCGGAAAAAGAUUUAGCAGACUAGACCAUCUAAGUAGCCAUUUUCGAACAAUUCACCAGGCAUGUAAACUCAUCUGCAGAAAAUGUAAACGUCAUGUGACAGAUCUAACAGGGCAAGUGGUACAGGAGGGAACCAGGCGCUACAGACUGUGUAAUGAGUGUCUUGCAGAAUUUGGCAUAGACAGCCUCCCCAUUGACUUGGAAGCUGAACAACAUCUUAUGUCCCCAUCAGAUGGAGAUAAGGAUUCCAGAUGGCACUUGAGUGAAGAUGAGAAUAGAUCCUAUGUGGAGAUUGUAGAAGAUGGGUCUGCUGAUCUGGUCAUCCAACAGGUUGAUGAUAGUGAAGAAGAAGAAGAAAAAGAAAUUAAGCCCAACAUUAGGUAGCUGUAAUGUGAACCAACAGAGCUGGCAUGUCUGCAAUUUACAUUGACUUCCUGUAUCUCUCUCUUUCUGUGGUCAGAGUCUAGUUAACAAAUUUAUCAUACUGACUUUAAAGAAAUGAUCUGAUAUAACUUGCAUGCUUUCUGAACAGGCCAUUGUAUCUAUUCUGAACUUUGUUGCCCUAAAAUGUGUUGCUGCACUGGAAAGAAAGAACUAGCUUGAGUUGGCAUGAUGGAUGAACAAUUAUCCUCUUACUUUCAUUACAAUCCUCUUUAUUACAGAGAUACCCUUUUUCUUUUAAUAUUGGAAGAUCUACUUAGCAAACUUUUUUCAAAGAAAAUACUUUAAAUAAAUUCACCACAUCCAAACUUUAUGUAAGACAAUUUCAAGGUGUUUCAAAAACACAUAUACAACCAAUGUUUAAUUUCACAGGAAACCAGUUAAGAGCACAUUUAAAGAUCUGGCAACCCACCUGACUAGACAAAUUAGUCUUUGUAUUAAUUUGAGAUCUGAAACAAUCUGUCAUUACUCUGAUAUCCUGAACGUUUAAGGAUUAUGGAAGAAGACUAAAAUGUUUGAAAUCAUUCAUAUUUGACAUUUUUAUCAUUAGGUUAAAAUUACUCUCAGUAUUGUUAAAAACAAAACAAACAAUAAAAAAAAUGAAAGUAGAGGCUGACCAAAGAUUAAAUGCAGAUAUUUUCUUAAAGCAGGAAACUAAUGUUGCCUAAAAGUCAAGGCAGUUUGUGAAGACGAUCUGUCAAUAUGGUUAUCCAUCUCUCUAAAGAAAAACAGGCCAGGCGCGGUGGCUCACGCCUAUAAUCCCAAUACUUUGAGAGGCCAACGCAGGCGUAUCACUUGAGGUCAGGAGUUUAAAACCAGCCUGGCCAACAUGGUGAAACCUCAUCUCUACUAAAAAAUAUAAAAUUAGCCGGGCAUGGUGGCGCAUGCCUAUAAUCUCAGCUACUCGGGAGGCUGAGGCAGGAGAAUUACUUGAACCUGGGAGGCAGAGGUUGCAGUGAGCCAAGAUCAUACCAUUGCACUCCAGCCUGGGCAACAAGAGAGAAACCCCCCCCCCAAAAAAAAAAAGGAAAAUAAACUAGGAGGUUCUUACCAUAUUUGAGUGAUUUCUAAUAUUAUGUAGUGCUAUAUUAUUUAUACAGUACUCUCUCACAUAUUUUCUCAAUCAGUGAGGUGGAUACUAUCUCCGAUUUACAAAUGAGGAAAUUAAGGUCAGAAAGUUUGAGAGAGAAAGCUGAUGACUGGACAGGGUCUGAUUUUAAACAAUCCUCUUUCAACAUUCUCUCCCUGUAUGUCUCCUGAAAUGGCAAAGAAUAGAAGUCAAACCUCACCAGUUGGCAGUAAUUAUAAAAAUAAGCCAAUCAGAAUUAGAAAGUAUGAAAGGAGGAAUUGAAUCAUUUUCAACAACAUAUAAUAUCUUGAUCUAGAGAUUUUCAAAUAGUGCUAAGUAAUGUCCCUACAGUACCUAUUGGUAUGUUUUUAUGUCAAGUUAUUUAUAUGUAAAUAUAAAGUAUAAAACUAUUUGAACAAAUUA
This is a messenger RNA of Macaca mulatta (Rhesus monkey), 3387 nucleotides long. RefSeq names its product zinc finger and BTB domain containing 8A (gene ZBTB8A). Gene Ontology annotation, molecular function: DNA-binding transcription factor activity, RNA polymerase II-specific; RNA polymerase II cis-regulatory region sequence-specific DNA binding; protein binding. Gene Ontology annotation, biological process: regulation of transcription by RNA polymerase II. Lineage: Eukaryota; Metazoa; Chordata; Mammalia; Primates; Cercopithecidae. The record is from RefSeq and is a predicted model, not a curated record.